CAUCUAUUUGAUUUCCCCAUCAUCAAAAAGAGAUCUAUUUGUUUUAACUUACCAGCAAUGGUUGAAAGCAAUAUUUCUGGCGAAGCUGGCUUUGGGAGAAGUUUAUUUGAGAGAUUGAGCUCAUUGGGUCACUCAAAACAUCUUCUCAAAAUACAGUACCGAAUGCAUCCAUCCAUAAGUUUCUUCCCAAAUUUGAAAUUUUAUCACAAUCAGAUCUUAGAUUCUCCAAAUGUUGAAAGAAAAAGCCACGAAAAGCACUAUCUUUCCUGGCCAAUGUUUGGUCCCUAUUCUUUUAUAAAUAUAGUAGGUGGAAGAGAAGAGAAGGAUGAUGUUGGGCGUAGUACAAGGAACAUGGUUGAGGUUGCUGUUGUUAUGAAAAUACUGCUGAAAUUAUACAAAGCUUGGGGUGGUUCGGAACAGAAACUCAGCAUUGGUGUUAUAUCUCCUUACGCUGCCCAAGUAGUUGCAAUUCAAGAGAGACUUGGGCGGAAGUAUGAUAACCUUGAUGGGUUUGCAGUGAAGGUUAAAUCAGUUGAUGGGUUCCAGGGUGGGGAAGAGGACAUAAUAAUAAUAUCAACAGUAAGAUGUUAUAGUUAUGGAUCAAUUGGGUUCGUAUCAAAUCCUCAGAGAACUAAUGCUGCUCUUACAAGGGCUAGGUAA
Alnus glutinosa is the source of this 660-nucleotide messenger RNA. RefSeq names its product probable helicase MAGATAMA 3. The record is from RefSeq and is a predicted model, not a curated record. Bases 58 to 660 code for a protein of 200 amino acids. NCBI's taxonomy places the organism in Eukaryota, Viridiplantae, Streptophyta, Magnoliopsida, Fagales, Betulaceae. The transcript has 3 exons.